Pseudoliparis swirei is the source of this 4236-nucleotide messenger RNA. It is a transcript of the gene jade1, whose product is annotated as jade family PHD finger 1. The transcript is spliced from 10 exons. The coding region runs from base 981 to 3620 and encodes 879 amino acids. Gene Ontology annotation, cellular component: histone acetyltransferase complex. Lineage: Eukaryota; Metazoa; Chordata; Actinopteri; Perciformes; Liparidae. The record is from RefSeq and is a predicted model, not a curated record. Gene Ontology annotation, biological process: regulation of transcription by RNA polymerase II.
ACCUUCACGUUCUUCUUCCGACUCACAAAGAAGCGUUAAGUCGUCGUGUGCCUGUAUAAGUAUAAAUAUAUAUACAUAUAUAAAUAUAUGUUUGGUGUGUUUUUACCGGAAUGUUUUUUACGGUCAGGGGAGAAGAGAAAAAAGAACAAGAAAAAAAAGAAAACACGACGUGGUCAUUUUAAAAUGGCGCCAAACAUGGAAGAGAGUACUCACUGACGUACACAUAGCCUCCAGCUAACGGGCGGACCGACGUCGCUAACCCUCUCAACGGACAAGACUACGUCACGUUAACGGUCCGAGCAACGGCCGUUGAGAUAUCAACCGCCACUUUAUCUUUGUAUCACUUUAUUUGAUUUAUUUGUGAAGUUAACGGUCGUGGAAAACAUGAACACGUACAGGUUCGCGGGUGUGGGUGGCUCGUGCGUUGCGUAACGUGGUGGAUAGGAGGAGUUACGCUACGUACGUUAGCGACGUUAGUGCAAUUCAAAUAAUGCCACGCUGCGUGCGCAGCUCUGAUUUGAACCUUUUGGUACACUACGCUUGCUUCUCUCGCUCGCGUGCACGCGACCCCCCCUGCCGAGGAUUUUGCUGCUCGUCGCCGGCUGACUCGCCGUUUCCGUGCGCGUGGCUCUUGUUUUUGUCGUCGUCGCUUCUUCGGUGAGUAGUAUGUAAUACGCAUGCGUCAACACGGCUCCGCGCUGUCAGAUCAGCCUGGAGACCGUUGGGCGACAGAGCCGCCUUGUUUACGUUCUAGAAACUACCGCUUUGGGAGUAGAAUAGAGCCUCGUGCACGUGGCGGCUGCAGAUGUGUCUGGAAGUUAAAUGAUUAAGAGUUAGUUAGUUUAAUAUAUAGUUAGUUUGUUUAAGAUAUUUCUUGUUUUUACAUGGUGCAAACUUUACUUGCAAUGACUCUGGCAGGGUGUGCUAUGACGUCAUGUCAGUUUUUGAGUCAUUCCCAAAUGUAAUAAUAUGUCUUUAUCAUGUCAUGUUGUCAAAAUGAAUCCUUUGUUGUAACUCCACCUCCGGUCUGGUUGGUGUGCAGUGUCCCGUUGACGAAGAUGAAGAGGAGCAGGCGCUCCAGCAGCUGCAGCAGCAGUGAUGAGGACUCCGAUAACGGAAGUAACUCCACCAGCUGGUCUCAGCCCAGGAGGGUCCCGGGCCAGAAGCCCUCUGAGGUUUUCCGGACUGACCUGAUCACCGCCAUGAAGGUGCACGACUCGUUCCAGCUGAGCCCGGAGGAGUACUACGUCCUGGCCGACCCGUGGCGGCAGGACUGGGAGAAGGGGGUCCAGGUCCCCGUCAGCCCCCAGUCCAUCCCUCAGCCCGUCACCAGGGAGCUGGCCGACAAAGGGAAGGAGGUGAUGUUCGUCAAGCCCAAGAAGCUGAUCCGGACGUCGGGCGCCGAGGCGCUGGGCUACGUGGACAUCCGGACGCUGGCGGAGGGGAUGUGCCGCUACGACCUGAACGAGGAGGACGUGGCCUGGCUGCAGGCCGCCAACGGGGAGUUGGCGGAGAUGGCUGUGCCGCCGCUGGACGAGAUCACCAUGGAGCGGGCGAUGGAGGAGUUCGAGCGCCGCUGCCACGAAAACAUGACGCACGCCACGGAGACGGAGGAGGGGCUGGGCAUCGAGUACGACGAGGACGUGGUGUGCGACGUCUGCCGCUCCCCCGACGGGGAGGACAACAACGAGAUGGUGUUCUGCGACAAGUGCAACAUCUGCGUGCACCAGGCGUGCUACGGCAUCCAGAAGGUCCCUCCGGGCAGCUGGCUGUGCCGGAUCUGCGCUCUGGGCAUCCGGCCGCGGUGCCAGCUGUGUCCCAAGAAGGGGGGCGCCAUGAAGCCCACCCGGAGCGGGACCAAGUGGGUCCACGUCAGCUGUGCCCUGUGGAUCCCAGAGGUGAACAUCGGGAACCCGGAGAAGAUGGAGCCCAUCACCAACGUGUCCCACAUCCCCAGCAGCAGGUGGGCUCUGGUCUGCUGCCUGUGCAAGGAGAAAGCCGGGGCCUGUAUUCAGUGUUCGGCCACAAACUGCCGGACCGCCUUCCACGUGACGUGCGGCCUCCUGGCCGCGCUGCAGAUGAGCACCACACUCACGCAGGACGACGAGGUCAAGUUCAAGUCCUUCUGCCCCAAACACUCGGGGCUGGAGGGCGCCGAGUGCAGGGCCCGAGACUCUGGAGGCGAGGAGGAGGAGAAGGAGAGCGCCGGAGACCAGAAGGUCGGGAGGAGAGGCCGGGUGAGAGGGGAGGAGCAGCAGGAGGCCGCCUCCCCUUGCUCCUCGGCCCACGUGGCUCCUCAGCUCACCGACCUGGAGCUGCUCGCCUGCCGCCAGCAGGAGAAGAGGGUCAGCCUCCGCAAGCUCAAGCUGCAGGAGAUGGAGGAGGAGUUCUACCAGUUCGUGGAGGCGCAGGAGGUGGCCAGCUGCCUGAAGCUGCAGCAGGAGGUGGUGGACUUCCUGUUCCAGUACUGGAAGCUGAAGCGCAAGGCCAACUUCAACCAGCCGCUCCUCACGCCCAAGAAGGACGAGGAGGAGAGCCUGGCACGCCGCGAGCAGGAGGUGCUGCUGCGCCGCCUGCAGCUCUUCACCCACCUGCGGCAGGACCUGGAGAGGGUGCGUAACUUGACCUACAUGGUGACCCGGAGGGAGAAGAUGAAGCGCUCGCUGUGGAGAGUCCAGGAGCAGAUCUUCCAGCACCAGGUCUUCCAGCACCAGGUCCGCCUGCUGGACCACGAGAUGCUGGACCACCAGCUGCUGGACCACCAGGCCGGUCCUCCGCUGAAGGACUUGGAGAAGCUCUUCUCUCCGGGCUGGUUGUCGUCUCGGGGCGCCCCCCCUCGCUGCCCCGGGACCCCCUCGGGGCCCAAGACCAAAUCGUCGACUUUAAAGCGUGAAAAGGGGAGGAGCCUCUCUGACUCGGCACACUCGAGCUCCCGGGUCCAAGAACCAGACCCCCGAGUCGAGACCCCGUUCCCAAAGUUUCACAAGCCGCAGGUGGUUCAGGAGACGGAGUGCCGGAAGGGCCUCAGGAGGGAGGCGGAGCACGAGGCGCCCGCCAGACGGAAACGAGAGAACGAGCAGGAGGAGAGGAGGAGGAGGAGGAAGAGGAGGAGCGGCGGUGAGGCGGCGCCGGAGAGCGCCCCCGGCCAGGUGAAGAACCGGUUCGGGUUGAGACAUCUGGAGAAGACCGUGUCCAUCCGGCUGGUCGACAUCAGGAACUCCGACAACAACGACUUCUUCGCGGACGAAAGGAUGAUCAAAAGAAGCCCCGCCCCCCCGGCGGUGACGAGCGCCGCUAAACCCAAUCGGGCCGCCGAGGGUUCGGACGCCACCGGCGGCCGGCUCAGGAGAACUCAGGCGACGGGUGGCCAUCUUAGAAGCUGGGGGAAGUUCAGGAUCCCGAAGAGGCGCGAGAGGCCUCUGACGGAGGAAGGGGAGGAGCCCUGCAAGCCGCCACUGGCCAACACGCCGUCGUACCCGAAGACCAGACACCGAGCGGAGAGCGACGGCGAGGCCGAGCCCCGCUUGAAGCGAUGCCACUCCCACCAGCUGAGGGGCGACGCGGCGCUCUGCCGGCGCUACGGCUCUGACAUCAUCCGCCGGGGUGUGAUGGCGUCCUGAUGGCGCCACGAAGGCGUCCUGACGGCAUCUUGACGGCGUUCUCAUGGCGUCCUGAUGGCGUCCCGGCGACGUGUGGGAAUGCGCUGCACCUUUUUGUCAUGAAUCAUAAAUACAAAUUAAUAACAGCUGAUAUAUUUAUUUUUUAUUUGUAUUAUAUGUAAAUCUGGGAAAUAUUUUACUUUAUUUUUGUUCUUCUCUAAAGUCGAAGGUUUGAGACGCUGUCAGGCAUCAUGAAGUUAGUUCUAGAUUGGUAGUAAAACUCGACUGCUCUUCAUCAUCGUCAUCUUCAUCAUCAGCUGAGACUCUUACAGCUUCUGGUUCUCAUCCAACAGCCAACAAGAUCUUUGUAUGGCCACCAAAACUACAGAAAACACACAGAACAGAGAACACAACACGGAACAUACAGAGAACACACAGAACAGAGAACACACAGAACCUGUGUCGUGAUGAGGUUCUGGUCGUUGUGGCUGACUUGAGGACUUUGAGGAGUUCUGUCUGCUACCUCAAUAAACUGAGGAGGUCUGGACUGUUUAAAGUUCUUCAUGCUAUUAAUUCAUCCGCAGCUGUUUUGGUUAAUCAUUGAAUUCAUAUUUAAAAUAAAAACAUUCUAAUUCAA